Corvus hawaiiensis (hawaiian crow) is the source of this 2909-nucleotide messenger RNA. It is a transcript of the gene TFR2, whose product is annotated as transferrin receptor 2. The transcript is spliced from 19 exons. NCBI's taxonomy places the organism in Eukaryota, Metazoa, Chordata, Aves, Passeriformes, Corvidae. The coding region runs from base 87 to 2909 and encodes 940 amino acids. The record is from RefSeq and is a predicted model, not a curated record. Gene Ontology annotation, cellular component: external side of plasma membrane. Gene Ontology annotation, biological process: endocytic iron import into cell.
AUUCCGGGACCCCCCCCUAACACCCGCUAACCCUCUGAAACCCUGGACCCCCCCCAAAACUCCCCGGUCAGUGUCCGGCUCGGCCAAUGGGCGCCAGGACCUGGCGGUGCCGCUCUCGGCCACGCCCCCGGCCACGCCCCCAUCAAACACUGCCUGGACACGCCCAUUCCCUACAAACCACGCCCAUUCCCUACAAACCACGCCCAUUCCCCACAAACCACGCCCCUUUCCCGCCCAGGCCACGCCCAGGCCACGCCGCUUUUUCGCACCUGUGGGGGCGGGGCCACAGCGGGUUCGGCAGCCGCGGGACUCCCGGGAUCCGCUGGGACUCCCCCCGACCCCCGAUGGAGACCCUCAGGCGCUGCUUCCGUGCACGGCCCCCCGGGGGGGGUCCCGUGUCCUAUUCCCGGCACAGGGACCCCCGGGGGGAGAACGAGGAGGAGGAGGAGGCGGAGCCAACGGUGCAGCUGCCCCGCCCCCGGCCCCGCCCCAGGCCCCGCCCCAGGCGCAAGCCACGCCCCCAGCCACGCCUCUGGCUCCACCCCUUGGCCACUCUGGCCCUGGGUUCAGCCACCGCCUUCCUGCUGGGGCUGUUGGUGGCUGGGAUUGGCCACGCCCCGUGUGGGGGCGGGGCUGCAGGGGCGGGGCCUCUGGCUGGAGGCUCCACCCCCGAUGGUGUUUGGGGCGGGGCCAGCGCAGAGGCUCCGCCCCCCCGGCCCCGCCUGCGGGAGCUGCUGCGGCGCCACCUGGUGGAGGAGCGGGUGGAGGCCUGGGUACGGGAGGUCAGCGCGGGGCCGCACGGGGCGGGUUCGGGGCGUGGCCGGGCUUUGGCCCAAUCGGUGCUGAGCGCCCUGGCGGAGGCGGGGCUGACCCAGGCCUGGAGCCGUCCGCAGCCCCUCCCCCUCCCGAUAAGGGGCGAGGUGACCCUGCGCUGGGUGGGGCCGGAGGGGGAUGAGCUCGAGCGGCUCCCCCUUGACCCCGACGCUUUCUGCGCCUGGAGCGCCCCCGGCAACGCCACGGGGGGGCUGGUUUACGGCCACUAUGGCCGCCCCCAGGACCUGGCUCAGCUGCGGGCCCGGGGGGUCUCAGCCAGGGGUCACCUGAUGCUGCUGCGGCUGGGGAGGGGCAGCCCUGCCCAGAAGGUGGCGGCCGCAGCGGGGGCAGGGGCCGUGGGGGUCCUGCUGUACCCGGACCCCCAGGACACGGCCGGACCUGGGGGGGGUCCUGGGCUGGGGGGGGACACGGCUGUGACCGUCCACGUGCAGGAGGGGCCGGGGGACCCCUUCAGCCGGGGGUUCCCCUCCUUCAGCGGCCGCGUUCCCCCCGGGACCCCCCCGGGGUCGCCCCCGAUCCCCGUCCACCCCCGUGAGCGCCGGCACGGCCGCGCGGCUGCUGCGGUACAGGAGACUCCUCCUCAGAUCUGGGACCCGCAAAUCUGGGACCCCUCCCCAAAAUCUGGGACCCCCCUCGAACCUGAAACCUCCCCCAGAUCCCCCCCGACCCAUCUCCCCCAUCAUUUCAGCGUUUUGGGGUUCCCAACCCCCCCAGCCCAUCUCCCCCUCCCCAUUUCAGGGUCCUGGGGGGUCCCCGAGCCCCCCCGCACUGGAUCCCGCCCGGGCGGGGCCUGGGGGGGGUCCCUGCGGUUCCUGCCCGGCCCGGGGGAGCGGCGGCUGCAGCUGAGCGUGGGCGGGGGGACGCAGCCCGGGACCCUCACCAGCGUCUUCGGGGCCCUGCGGGGGCGGCUCGAGCCCGACUGUUACGUCAUCGUGGGGGCGCGCCGCGAUUCGCUGGGGCCGGGGGCGGCGGCCUCGGGCGUGGGCACCGCCCUCCUGCUGGAGCUCGCCUGGUUCUUCGCCGCCAUUGGCCGAGAGGGGUUCCAGCUCCGCCGGACACUGCUCUUCGUCAGCUGGGAUGGUGGCGAGUUUGGACAUUUGGGGGCAACCGAGUGGCUCGAGGGCUACCCCGACCUCCUUCACACCAAAGUCGCCGCCUACAUCAGCCUGGACCAGGCAGUGCUGGGGGCCGAGCGGUUCGUGGUCAGGACCAGCCCCACCCUGGUCAAUCUCAUCGAGAGCGCCCUGGAGCAGGUGGAGAGCCCGAACGAGGCCGGGAAAAGCCUCCUGGAGCAGCUGACGCGGCCGGGCCGGGUCUGGGAGAGCGACGUGGUCCGCCCCUUGUCUCCUGACUGCGGCGCUUUUCCCUUCACGGCCGCCGCGGGGGUCCCGGCGCUGGAGCUCGGCUUCGAUGAGGCCGUGCCCGGUGGCUCCCGUGCGGCGCUGGGGACCCGCGAGGACACCCUGGGGCGCCUGGGGGGGCGGCUGCGGGGGCGGCUGCCCGCCGUGGCCCGGGCAGUGGCCGCGGUGGCCGCCCAGCUCCUGCUGCGCCUGGGCCACGACCCCCGGCUGCCCCUGGACCCUGGUGCGCUCGGGGAUGAGCUGGUCCGGCAGCUGGCCCCGCUCCAGGCGCGGGGCCUGUCCCUGCAGUGCCUGUCCUCGGCCAGGGGGGGCGUGGUGCGCGCGGCGGCCUCGCUCCGUCGCGACAUGUCGGGAUCCGACAGCUCCAACGAGCGCCUCAACCGCGGCUUCAAUGCGCGGCUCAUGGCCGCCGAGGCGUCGCUGCUGUCCCCGUUCGUGUCCCCGCUGGUCACCCCGUUCCGCCAUGUCCUGCUGGGCCGGGGGGGUCACACGCUGCCCGCGCUGGUGGCCGAGCUGGGGACAGCGGGGACACGCAGGGACAGUGCCCGCCUGCGCCUGGCACUGCUGGCCUGGACCCUGCGCGGCACGGCCGGAGCGCUGGCCGGGGACAGCUGGGACUGCGGGGACCUUGGGGACAGGGGCGGCCUCGGGGACAACGGGGACUGCGGGGACAUGGGGGGGAGUGGGGACAUCGGGGACCACGGGGGCCCAUAA